Stegastes partitus (bicolor damselfish) is the source of this 3942-nucleotide messenger RNA. RefSeq names its product contactin-associated protein-like 4. The record is from RefSeq and is a predicted model, not a curated record. NCBI's taxonomy places the organism in Eukaryota, Metazoa, Chordata, Actinopteri, Pomacentridae. The transcript has 24 exons. The coding region runs from base 1 to 3942 and encodes 1313 amino acids.
AUGGAUCUGGGGACUAAAAGAGUCGCUGGGAUUAUCGCUCGGGUCGCCCUGCUCCUCUCCUGCUCGUACGGGACAACCGGAGAAGAGGUGUGUGACAGCACCCUGGUGUCCAACCUGCCGCCGUCGUCCUUCAGAAGCUCCUCCCAGCUGUCCAGCAGCCACGCACCAGGCUUCGCCAAACUCAACAAGAGAGAAGGAGCUGGAGGUUGGUCUCCUCUCGUCUCAGACAGAUACCAGUGGUUGGAGGUCGACUUGGGCGAGCGAACCAAGAUCACGGCCGUCGCCACGCAGGGUCGCUACGGCAGCUCUGAUUGGCUGACGUCCUACCUGCUGAUGUUCAGCGACACCGGACACAACUGGAAGCAGUACAGACAGGAGGACAGCAUAGGGUCAUUUCCAGGUAACAGUAACGCAGACAGCGUGGUUCAGAACAAGCUGCAGCAGCCGACAUUCGCCCGCUUCCUCCGCCUGAUUCCUCUGGACUGGAACCCCAACGGACGGAUCGGACUCCGUCUGGAGGCCUACGGAUGUCCUUACACCUCUGAUAUUGUGAGCUUCGACAGCGGCAGCAGCGGUCUGGUGUUCAGGUUGAGUCCCCGGCCGCGGAAAACGUCCAGAGAGGUCGUCUCUCUAAAGUUUAAAGCCCUGAGGAAUUCUGGGACGCUGCUGCAGGCGGAAGGACGGGACGGACUCGGCCUCAGUCUGGAGCUGGAGAGAGGAAAGCUGCUGCUGCUGCUCAGACAAGGCAGGACUUCAUCCUUGGAAUCACGGCGCCUUGCCUCCCUCGGCAGUCUGUUAGACGAUCAGCAUUGGCACCAUGUAGCAGUGGAGCAGAGAAACGCUCACCUUAACCUCACUGUGGACAAACACACGGAAAAAGUUCAGAUACCUGCAGAGUUCAACCACUGGAACAUCGAACAGCUGAGUGUCGGAGCCGUCCAGAGACUCGACUCCCAGAAACCAGCCAUCUCAAAAAGGAACUUUCAUGGCUGCUUGGAAAACCUGCUGCACAACGGCGUCAACCUGAUAGAACUAGUGAAAAACAAUGACCAUCAAGUCGCUGUAAAGGGCAAUGUGACCUUUUCUUGUGCUGAACCGGUUUCCGUCGCCGUGACGUUCACCGGCCCCCAGAGCUUCCUGCAGCUGCCGGGGGCGACGGCGUCCUCGCCGGGGGGCGUGUCUUUGGGGUUCCAGUUCAGGACGUGGAACAAGGCGGGGCUUCUGCUCACCUUUGACCUCCCUCAGCAGGGAGGUGUGGUCUGGUUGUACCUGAGUGAGGCCAGACUCCGGCUGCAGAUACAUAAAGACGGCAGAGCGCUGCUGGAGCUCACUGCAGGCUCUGCUCUGAAUGACGGUCAGUGGCAUUCGGUGGAUGUUGCCUCCAGACGCAGCCGUCUGAUCGUCUCUGUGGAUAAAGAAGAAGGUGGCGUUGCUCAUGCUAACCCGUCGUUUCCUGUCAUUGUGGGAGGCCAGCUCUUCUUUGGUGGUUGUCCUGCUGAUGACCACAGUCAGGACUGUGAAAACCCCUUCAACGUCUUCCAGGGCUGCAUGCGUCUCCUCACUGUGGACAACCAGCCGGUGGAUCUGAUCAGAGUGCAGCAUAGACUGCUGGGAAAUUACAGCCAACUGCAGAUCGACAUGUGCGGCAUCAUCGACAGGUGCUCUCCCAGCCGCUGCGAGCACGGCGGCCGCUGCAGUCAGUCCUGGAACGUCUUCCACUGCAACUGCUCUGACAGCGGAUACAGCGGCGCCAUCUGCCACAGCGCUGUGUACGAACAGUCCUGCGAGGCGUACAAACACAACGGCAACACGUCUGGACACUUUUACAUCGACGUGGACGGCAGCGGACCAAUCAGACCACAGCUGGUCUACUGCAACAUGACAGAGGAGAACACAUGGAUGGUGAUGCAGCACAACAACACAGAGCUGACCUCAGUCCGGCCGUCUCCAGGUGUAAAUCAGCAUUUAGUCCACUUUGACUACUCCGCUCAAGAGGAGCAACUAUUGGCCGCCAUCAGCCAAUCAGAGCACUGCGAGCAGGAGCUGUCCUACCACUGCAGGAAGUCCCGCCUCCUCAACACUUUAGAGGGUUCUCCGUUCAGCUGGUGGCUCGGUGGUCCGGGUUCUGGUGGUGUCCAGACCUAUUGGGGAGGAGCUCAUCCAGGCAGCCAGCAGUGUGCCUGCGGCCUGCAGGGCGACUGUGUGGAUCCACAACACUACUGUAACUGUGACGCCGACCGCAUGGAGUGGACUGAAGACUCGGGCCUCCUGACCCACAAGGAGAGCCUCCCGGUCAGGUCUCUGGUGCUGGGCGACAUCCAGAGGCCGGGCUCGGAGGCUGCCUACAGGGUGGGACCGCUGCGUUGUCAUGGAGACAAGAACUUCUGGAACGCUGCGUUUUUCGACAAGGAGACGUCGUACCUCCACUUCCCCACCUUCCACGGAGAGCUGAGCGCAGACAUCUCCUUCCUGUUUAAGACCACGGCCUCCUCCGGUGUGUUCCUGGAAAACCUGGGCAUCAAAGACUUCAUCCGCAUCGAGCUGAGCUCCUCCACUCAGGUGCUUUUCUCCUUCGAUGUCGGUAACGGACCGCUGGAGGUUCUCGUGGAGUCGAGCGACCUGCUCAAUGACAACCGGUGGCACCGAGUCCGGGCCGAGCGGAACGUCAAGGAGGCGUCGCUUCGACUGGACGACCUUCCUGUCGCCACGCAGGAGGCUCCUGCUGACGGACACUUCCACCUGCAGCUCAACAGCCAGCUCUUCAUCGGCGGCACAGCGUCCAGGCAGAAGGGUUUCCGAGGCUGUAUUCGCUCUCUGCAGCUGAACGGCGUCACCCUGGACCUGGAGGAGAGAGCCAAGAUCACGCCCGGUGUUCAGCCCGGCUGCCCGGGUCACUGCAGCAGCUACGGGUCGCUCUGCCAGAACCAGGGCCGCUGUGUGGAGAGAACCAACGGCUUCCACUGUGACUGCGGCCUGUCGGCGUACACUGGAGUCUUCUGCCAGACAGAGGUGUCGGCCAGCUUCAAGUUGGGAACGUCCGUCAGCUACACCUUCAAGGAGCCCUACGAGCUGAGCAGGAACAGCAGCGCUCUGCCGUCCUCCAUCUACUCUGACAUGACGCUGAGAGGAGAGAACGUCUCGCUGAGCUUCAGGACGAACCAGAGUCCUGCUCUGCUGCUCUACGUCAGCUCCUACUACAGAGAGUACCUGGCCCUGCUCAUCAACAAGCACGAUAAGCUGGAGGUGAGAUACAAGCUGGACAGCAGCAGAGAUGCUGAAGUUUUAAAGAGCAACGUGAGGAGUUUGGCCAACGGACAGCUGCACACCGUUUCCAUCAGGAGACUGACGGACUCUGUGUCAGUUCAGAUUGACCAAAAUGCCAGAGAAGACUUCAACCUGACAUCCGACGGAGAAUUCAACGCCAUCAAGUCCCUGGUUUUGGGCAGAGUGCACGAGUCUGAUGACUUGGAUCCGGACCUGGCCAGGUUGGCGUCUCUCGGUUUCGCCGGCUGUCUGUCGGUGGUCCAGUUCAACACCAUCAGCCCUCUGAAAGCAGCUCUGCUCCACCCGGACACCAGCCCCGUCAUCAUCAGCGGACCUUUGGUUCAGUCCAACUGUGGCUCUGCAGCUUCAGCCAAUCCCCACGCAGAGGAGAACACACACCACCUGUCAGAUCAGUCUGGUUCUGUGGGUUCAGGUCAACCUUUAGUCAAUGCCAUCAGGACUGACUCUGCUCUCAUUGGAGGAGUCAUAGCUGUUGCCAUUUUUGUGACUGUCACUGCUUUGGCGGUAGCUGCCAGAUUCCUCUACCGAAGAAAAGAGACGUAUCGAAACCAGGAAGUGAAGGGAGUCAAACAGGAAGACAGCCAAGAUUUCUCUUUCAACAAUCAGGUCGACUCCCAGAACGUCUCCACUGAGAACCCGAAAGAGUUUUUCAUUUAA